AUGUCCAACAGAUUGAAGGGGCCGGCCGACAUCUCCACGCACACUGGACCUGCGAAUGAGCAAAGUGGAAAUACGAGAAAUGUGUUUAGCGAUGGUUUCCAUGACCAGGAGCCAUCGCAAGUGGAUCAGCUCGGCGCUGCGCUGAAACAUCCUAUAGCAACCAUACCAACUGCGUAUCACGGCAUAAUAUACGAACUUUAUGAGGCAAUUCAGCAGGAAGAUCGGGUUCGCGAACGGGAAUUGUUCAGUCAGAUGCCAGAUGGCAAAACUGCCCAGCAAGUCCGCAUAUUCCUUUACGGGAUGCUAGCGAAUGCAAGAUUGGCUGAAAUGAAUGAUCAAAUUGCUAGUCGUCCAGUUAAUGCUCUAUCCGGAAUGGAAAUGGAAAUGGAAAUGGAAAUGGAAAUGGAAGUGAGGGUUCCAGCAAGACCGUGGACUACUGUCACGGAUAGCGAUGACUUAGUAUCGCACUUAAUAUCCCUUUACCUCACUUGGGGCUACCCUUUCUACGCAUUUUUCUGCGCUGAAACGUUUGUGAAACACAUGCAAGUCGGGCAUCUUCAGUCGGACUUCUGUAGUCCUUUCUUGGUGAAUGCGCUUCUCGCCAACGCAUGUUUCUACUCAGACUACACCGAGGCGUACAGUUUACCUGGGGACGUAAAAAGGAAGGGUGCUCAUUUUCUGGCCGAAGCAGAAUUAUACUUGAAAUCGCAACAAACUGAUGGGAGGGGCGAUAUACGGCUGGCCUCUUUACAGGCAUCUCUUCUACUAUAUGAAAGAUACUCCCUGUCAGGCUAUGACAACUACGGAUACACAAUGCUUCAUCGAGCGAUAGGGAUGGCUGAAUCAAUUGGCAUAGUGAACAAUACGAGGAUGUUAAAUUUGGAAGCCCCACACCUGACUAGUGAUAUGAAACGCUCUCUCCAAAGAACUGCGUGGGGGUUGUUCCAAAUCGAUACGAUUGUCCACAUGAAUUUCCUCAAACGAAGCCAGAUUAAAAUCGUAAACCUGGAUCGAAUUUCUCGAGAUGAGACUCUUCCAGAUGAAGUGUGGACGCCUUACCCGAAAAGGGCAAGAGACGCCUCCUGGAACAUCCUGCGAACUGAUAAUGGAAGCAAAAAGCGAGAACUUUACGGGCGGCUAUGCCAGUGGGAAAAAGAGCUGCCCUCUACCUUGAAGCUGAUUGAGAACCCAGCACCGUACAUUCUAAUACUUAGUGAUAUGCUCACGGGAGCAAGUGAUCAUGAAUUAGCCAAAUCAGAUGACGAUUUCAAUCCCCAAAAAGCUGCUAUUUUGUCUGCACGAGAAAUAGCGGUUCUUAUCCGGAAGUUUGGAACAGAUUACGGGCUGGAAUAUAGCCAUCAGUUUUCUAUGUAUGCAAUUAACGUCUCGUUGUUCUGCUUGCUUGCGCAGAAAGACUUUGAUAUCCGGGAUCCUGAUUUCCUGAGUUUGACCCAAGCAUUUUCGAUUGUUGCAUGCCGAUCCCAGGUGGGAAGGCAUUUGUUUCGAGCGUUUAAAAUAACCAUUCGCUCCCGAAGUCAAGCUGGGUUAAUCAAUAACCCAGAGGAUGUUUCCCCUGGCAUUAGAGAACUUUUGGGGCCACGGAAAAACUACACUGAGCCUGACAAAUGGGAUUACAAUGCAGAGUGUUUGGCUGAAAUGGAAGGAGAGAGAAGCUUCAUCAGGGAUAUUGGGGUUGAUCCGACAGUGCCCGGACUCCACCAGAUGCUUAAAUGGUACGAAAGUCUGAGCCUGGGCGAGGAAAUUCAAUGGAGGAAGAACCACGCAUCUGUGUUUUAA
Molecule: messenger RNA, 1797 nt
Organism: Penicillium longicatenatum
Lineage: Eukaryota; Fungi; Ascomycota; Eurotiomycetes; Eurotiales; Aspergillaceae
Product: fungal specific transcription factor domain-containing protein
Exons: 8
Coding region: 1-1797 (598 amino acids)
Biological process (GO): DNA-templated transcription
Molecular function (GO): DNA binding; zinc ion binding
Source: RefSeq, a predicted model, not a curated record